Messenger RNA from Lathyrus sativus (Indian pea), 1527 nucleotides. Lineage: Eukaryota; Viridiplantae; Streptophyta; Magnoliopsida; Fabales; Fabaceae. The record is from the annotation of a GenBank genome assembly.
AUGAACAUGGCUACAAUCGUGAAGCUUCAUGUUUUUCCAGAGUGUAAUUUGAACCAGCACAAGCUUAGAAAAGGAUUUGGAAGUAAUUCUUCAUCUGGGGUGUUUGGUUUUGGUCAUAAUUUUGAUGGGUUAUCUUUGAAAAAGUGUAGGGCUUUCAAGAGUGAAGAUGGUGGUGAUAAAAAGUUUAGAAAUUUGAAGAAAAAUGAAGUGAAACUUGAAAGGAAAAAUGGGUUUUGGAGUUCUUUUAAAAAUGUUUUGUUGGGGAAUUCCAUGAUGUUAGAUGAUGAGUAUCGUCAAGCUAUUAUUAGGGUUGAUGAGGUUCUAUCUAAGAUUGCUAUUCAAAUUGGAAGAUAUAUUGUGACCAUGAUGAGCACCGGUGUCAUCCUUGCGAUUGGAUUUCAGACGUCAGGUGGAGAUAGUCAGAUGGAUGCAGUGAUAUGGUAUAGUUGGCUUGGAGGAGUUAUCAUUGGGACAAUGAUAGGUGCUAAUUGGGUGUUGGAUGAUUAUUACCGCGAAGGUCCGCGAAAUGUUGUCAUAACUGGAAGUACAAGGGGAUUAGGUAAAGCCUUGGCACGGGAGUUUCUUCUUUCGGGAGAUCGAGUAAUAGUUACAUCUCGAAGCCCCGAGUCGGUGCAAGCGACUGUCAAAGAGCUUGAGGAAAAUCUAAAGGAAGGCAUUGCCAAUGCAGUUGGCUCAUCUUUGACAAAGCUUUCUCAAGCAAAAGUAGUAGGCAUUGCUUGUGAUGUUUGCGAGACUAAUGAUGUUCAAAGAUUGGCAAACUUUGCAGUUAGUGAGUUCGGUUAUAUUGACAUUUGGAUAAACAAUGCUGGAACCAAUAAAGGUUUUAGACCUUUGCUUCAAUUUAGUGAUGAAGAUAUUAAACAGAUUGUCUCAACAAAUUUGAUCGGUUCUAUCCUUUGUACCCGAGAAGCCAUGCGUAUUAUGAGAAACCAAGCCAAGCCAGGCCACAUAUUUAAUAUGGACGGUGCAGGUUCCGGAGGUUCUAGCACUCCUCUUACAGCUGUCUAUGGUUCUACCAAGUGUGGCCUAAGGCAAUUUCAUGGAUCACUAUUGAAAGAGUGCAAGCGAUCGAAAGUGGGUGUCCAUACAGCAUCUCCAGGCAUGGUUCUCACAGAACUUCUUUUAAGUGGCUCGACUGUUCAAAACAAACAAAUGUUUAACAUUAUAUGUGAGCUUCCUGAAACUGUUGCUAGAACGCUAGUUCCAAGGAUGCGAGUUGUUAAGGGAACAGGCAAGGCCAUCAGUUACUUGACUCCUCCAAGAAUCUUAAUUGCCUUGGUCACUGCUUGGUUACGGCGAGGCCGCUGGUUUGAUGAUGAGGGAAGAGCAUUGUACUCAGCCGAAGCAGACCGACUUAGAAACUGGGCCGAAAAUCGCGCACGGUUCUCCUUCACCGACGCAAUGGAAAUGUACACAGAAAACACUUGGUUAUCAGUCUUCUCACUUUCAGUUGUUUGUGCUUUCAUAAUUCUUUCUAGCACUGCCAGCAAUUUGCCUGGAACAUAA